Messenger RNA from Neltuma alba, 1877 nucleotides. Its product is annotated as ALBINO3-like protein 1, chloroplastic. Gene Ontology annotation, cellular component: chloroplast thylakoid membrane. Gene Ontology annotation, biological process: protein localization to chloroplast; thylakoid membrane organization; protein insertion into membrane. The transcript has 12 exons. The record is from RefSeq and is a predicted model, not a curated record. The coding region runs from base 216 to 1877 and encodes 553 amino acids. Gene Ontology annotation, molecular function: membrane insertase activity. Lineage: Eukaryota; Viridiplantae; Streptophyta; Magnoliopsida; Fabales; Fabaceae.
UACAAGUUCUAAAACCCAGAAACUCUGGAAAAUCCAAUAUUUGCGCUCCAGAGAUACCACACAGACAAAAAGCACUCAAAUGCAGCUAUAAUUCUGUGCUUUUACCUCCAUGAAUGAAUCUCUCUUUUCCUCUCCUCUGCUUCGUCUUCCUCACCACAGGCAUCAAUAAGUAGUAGUUCAUAGCUAGGGUUUUUCUCUUAUUCUUCUUUGACCACAUGGCGACUCUUGUGCUAUUCGCGCCGAACGCAACCUCUUCGCCUUUCUCUUACCGGCCGAACUCUAGGACUAGCCCUCUCCUUCAUCGGCCUCACCACCACCACAAUCUUUCCCGUUCCGGGAACUUACUUGGACGUUCGCUUUCCGUCACGAGGUUCGCCUUCAAGCCUGGUUUUCUACCUGAACCUCAUGGCGCUGAGGACCUGGUGAAGGACUUGCUUAGUCGAGCUGACGCUUUUCUGUACACUAUUGCCGACGCUGCUGUUUCAUCCUCCGAUACGGUGACUACCACUGCCAAACAGAACAACGAUUGGCUUUCUGGUAUUACCGGUUAUAUGGAGAGUGUUCUCAAGGUAUUGAAGGAUGGGCUUUCUGCCUUGCACGUACCAUAUGCUUAUGGUUUUGCCAUUAUACUCCUUACAAUUCUCGUUAAGGCUGCUACAUUUCCAUUGACAAAGAAGCAGGUAGAAUCUUCCUUGGCUAUGCGGUCUCUGCAACCUCAGAUAAAGGCUAUUCAGCAACGUUAUGCUGGUGACCAGGAAAGGAUCCAACUUGAGACUGCUCGGUUAUAUAAAUUGGCUGGCAUUAAUCCUCUAGCAGGAUGCCUGCCUACACUUGCAACAAUACCUGUAUGGAUUGGUUUAUAUAGAGCACUUUCAAAUGUGGCUGAUGAGGGACUUCUCGCAGAGGGGUUCUUCUGGAUACCUUCCCUCGCUGGUCCAACUACAAUUGCUGCCCGUCAAAAUGGAAGUGGCAUCUCUUGGCUUUUUCCUUUUGUGGAUGGUCACCCACCCCUUGGAUGGUCAGAUACAUUGGCGUACCUUGUGUUGCCUGUAUUACUGGUUAUCACUCAGUACAUUUCUGUCCAAAUAAUGCAGUCGUCACAGCCUAAUGAUCCCAGCAUGAAGAGUUCUCAGGCUCUAACUAAGUUCCUUCCUUUAAUGAUUGGUUACUUUGCUCUGUCAGUUCCUUCUGGGUUAAGUCUUUACUGGUUCACAAAUAAUAUAUUGAGCACAGCACAACAAGUAUGGCUUCAAAAACUUGGAGGGGCCAAAAACCCAGUGAUGCAAGUACGUGAUAAAACAGUGGAUGACAAUGUAAUGCAAAUUCAGAAAUCAGUCUCUGAGCUAGAGCCCCCUAAAAUAGAGGCCAGUCUAGGUGAGAAAUCGACAUCAGAGGGACCAAAACCAGGGGACAGAUUUAAGCAAAUAAAGGAGCAAGAGGAAAAGAGAAGAAGACAGAGAGAAGAAGAAAAAAGGAAAGCUGAGGAGGCAGCAGCUAAAGCAACUGAAGUACACGAGGCAAGGGACAAAAAGACUGAGGUUGGAGAUGAGGAUGGAGAUGAUGGAAUUGCUGUAAAAUCUGAUGCUGUGACUGCAAAUGAUGAUCCUUCUACUUCUGGAAUUGUUGUGAAUGGCAAUCCCUCCAGUGAGGGCUUUGGGAGAUAUCAAAAAGCCACAUCUGCAUUGCAUACAGAAAAUAAAGGUUCUGCUGAUUACCAGUUCAAUGAAAGGAAUGAGAGAAGUCUAGAAAGAGUCCCAUAUCAUUCUUUUACCAUGCUUUUGAGGUAUGAGAUUGAGAUGGAAACAGAAGUAUACACACCUGCUGCCACAGACAGCAAGACACCCGUUGAAGACCCAGAUCAAGUGACAAAGGACUGA